Molecule: messenger RNA, 1004 nt
Organism: Zootermopsis nevadensis
Lineage: Eukaryota; Metazoa; Arthropoda; Insecta; Blattodea; Termopsidae
Product: cysteine-rich protein 1
Source: RefSeq, a predicted model, not a curated record
AUGCUUGCCGUUACGUUAGCAGUGGAAAGCUGCUUGCAUUCACUUACACAACAAGUGACCAUCGAGAGCGGUCGUGUCUUAAGUGCAUUUGUGUCUCCGUGCACCAACAACCACGAUGCCCAACUGCCCCAAGUGUGAGAAACCAGUCUAUUUUGCUGAGAGGAAAACGUCGCUGGGUAAGGAUUGGCACAGCGCCUGCUUGCGAUGUGAGAAGUGCAACAAAACCCUGACCCCUGGCAACCACGCCGAACACGAGGGCAAGCCGUACUGCCACCAGCCUUGCUACUCCUCGUUGUUCGGACCUGGUGGCUUUGGACGCGGUGGAGCGGAAAGUUACGUGUAUAAGAAGUAAAACAGAAGAUUUCCGAGACUGGACUUCUGACCUCCGUUUGAUUUUUCCACCUUCAUAUCCAACCCAUAAAUCAAUAUUCAACGUGUAAAAAAAACUAUACUUUAGCUUGUCACAAAUUUUCAAGUUGUCGGCUGAAAUGUGUGUUCAAAAUCUAUGUUUUCAAAGCUUAGGCGUGACAUUGAAUAACACGCUUUAUAAGUAUGAAUAAUUAUUCAACAUGUUAAAAAAAUAGUAAUGUUGUCCAAUGCAAAUUUCCAGGUUCUCAGUUAAAUCUGAUUCAAAAUCUGUAUUUCGAAACACUUACCUAUUCGUAUGUUUGUUUGUGAUGACAUAAAUCACUGCUAUAAGAAGAUGUCUGUGGAUCUACAACAAAUAUCCGAGGAACUGGAAGUUUUAUAAAUUCUGCUUUUAUUGUAAUCUGCUUUGCGUCUAAUUUCUGUCCUACAAGAUUUUGAUAUCUGCCCUUGUGCUUUGAAUUAUGACAGUCUGGGCUGUUUCUUAAAAGCGAUGUGGUUAGACUGACUUAAACUUUUGAGGAAUACAUUCACUGAUUACUCCGAGGCAGUUAUAUAACAGUUGUGUAUAAUUAAUGGACUUCUAAUUUUUAUGAUGUAUUAAAAACAUGGUUGUAACUAAAUAUUUCCAGAAAGUU